CUAAAUUUUACACACGCAAAAUUCAAGAGGGGGGUCAGGACAUCCGGACCCCCCCUCUAAAUCCGCCCCUGGUCCCUGCUGUAAUGAACAGCGUGAGUGGAAUUUAACUGCCUGCUGAUAAAAUUCCCGGCUUCAGCACGAGCCUUGCCCAUACUCACAGCCGCCCACUCCAGCGAGAUGCAAAGCUGCGACUGGGAGUUUGUGUCCAAUGCGGAUGCUGCAGUUGCUGAGUAACAUGAUGGCCAGACACAAAUGCUGCAUGACAUUGUUAGUGCGAGUACAACUGCGGCACUCUUUGCAUUUUACUUUGAAUUAGUAAAUGCUGGCACCAAAUAAUAGGGUGCAACUUUGUGCCCGAUAUGAACAUUUUUCAUCCCUUGUUUGCAUUAACAGUGUCGCACUUUGUUAGGUCAGAACAAUCCUUAACACCAGUGGGGUGAGGCGUACGGAAUUCAUGCCAUAAACCGAUCUCACCAGCCAGUUUGACUACGCGCCACAGCUUUCGCAAUGCAUUGAGGGAACUUCAGUCUUUCUGCACGUGCCCGAAACACUGGAACUCUGCGCGUGAGACAGCACAAGCCGUUUCGGGCACCACCGUCUACCUAUUGUGAACUAAAGUUAUGGCGGCUUCAUGCAUGCGCCGAACGUUUGGUGAGGUGGGUCUAUUGGUGGCAGGACGACAACAAUUUCUUUCUUUUUGUCUUUAUUGGUCCCUCUCAAAACAAAUGCAUUUCUGUGACCAAUGACUACUCUGCCAUACAAAUGUCUGCUGCAUGCACCAUAUUGUGGGGUUUCAUUUUGUGCCUACAAAAUUUACAGGUUCACUGCAAGUCUCAAUACAAAAAUCGAAAAUCGGAGGCUCCAUCCUAAUAAGAACUCUUGGUCAGUGCUCUGUGCUUAAACAAAGUAGGUCAAUGCCAAAGGGUGCAAUAUUGCUUUUGCAUGAAAUUACACACAGAACAUAUAAGAGCUUUAUGCCCAUUCUCGAUUAAUGCUGCAGGGAGCAGCUCCCUCCACAAUUAUGAGCAUUCCUUAUAAAAGUACAAAUGGCAGCCGUGUCUAGAAGUGAACGACAGGACUGACGCUGGCUGUUGUCUUUGUUCGAUACUCAGGAGCGGUUCCCUCAUUCCUGGCAGCAGGCUCCUCCGUCCAGCCAUGUACAUCGCAGGGGACGACUGCCUCAAAGGGUGCGGUUCCCUCAUCCCUGGCAGCAGGCUCCUCCAUCCAGCCGUGUACACCGCAGGGGACGACUGCCUCGAAGGGAGCGGUUCCCUCAUUUCUGGCAGCAGGCUCCUUCUUCCAGCCAGGUACACCGCAGGGGACGAGUGCCUCGAAGGGUGCGGUUCCCUCAUUCCUGGCAGCAGGCUCCCCCGUCCAGUCAUGUACACCGCAGGGGACGAGUGCCUCGAAGGUUGCGGUUCCCUGAUCCCUGGCAGCAGGCUCCUUCUUCCAGCCAGGUACACCGCAGGGGACGAGUGCCUCGAAGGGUAA
Messenger RNA from Ixodes scapularis (black-legged tick), 1491 nucleotides. RefSeq lists its product as uncharacterized. The record is from RefSeq and is a predicted model, not a curated record. Bases 1156 to 1491 code for a protein of 111 amino acids. The transcript has 5 exons. NCBI's taxonomy places the organism in Eukaryota, Metazoa, Arthropoda, Arachnida, Ixodida, Ixodidae.